Molecule: messenger RNA, 1260 nt
Organism: Dichomitus squalens LYAD-421 SS1
Lineage: Eukaryota; Fungi; Basidiomycota; Agaricomycetes; Polyporales; Polyporaceae
Product: chorismate synthase
Exons: 5
Coding region: 1-1260 (419 amino acids)
Biological process (GO): aromatic amino acid biosynthetic process; chorismate biosynthetic process
Cellular component (GO): cytosol
Molecular function (GO): chorismate synthase activity; FMN binding
Source: RefSeq, a predicted model, not a curated record
AUGUCCACCUUCGGUAGCCUUUUCCGUGUUACGACUUACGGAGAGUCACAUUGCGCCUCCGUCGGAGCUAUCAUCGACGGCUGUCCUCCGGGCUUGCCCUUGACCGAACAAGACGUGCAAGUGCAGCUGAGCCGCAGACGUCCAGGGCAGAGCAACCUCACCACCCCCAAUGGCACCACGCAGAGAGACGAGAAGGAUCUCGUCCACCUCCAGUCCGGAAUCGAGCAUGGGGUCACGCUCGGCACGCCCAUUGGCCUGCUCGUCCGGAACGAGGACCAGCGCCCGAAGGACUACUCCGAGACCGAUCUCUACCCGCGUCCGAGUCAUGCGGACUGGACGUAUCUUGAGAAGUAUGGCGUGAAAGCGAGCAGUGGGGGAGGGCGGAGCAGUGCGCGUGAGACGAUCGGCAGAGUUGCCGCUGGCGCGAUCGCGGAAAAGUACCUUAAGCUCGCGUACGGCAUCGAGAUCGUCGCGUUCGUGUCGUCUGUAGGCAAGGUCCAGCUUCCCUCUGCAAUCUCGCCACCUUCCCAGGUCCCCGCAGAAGAUGAGGACACGGUGGAAGAUGCGCUGAGCCCCGAGUUUGUCGAACUUCUCAACACCGUCACUCGUGAGCAGGUCGACGCGCAAAUGACCCGCUGUCCACACGCAGAGACGUCCGAACGCAUGGUCAAGCGCAUCCUCCGUGCCAAGGAAGCCAACGACUCCAUCGGCGGCACCGUCACCUGCGUGAUCCGCAACGUCCCCUCCGGCAUCGGCGAGCCCGUCUUCGACAAGCUCGAGGCCAAGCUCGCACACGCCAUGCUCUCCAUCCCCGCCACUAAGGCGUUCGAGAUCGGCUCAGGCUUCCGCGGCACGCAGGUGCCCGGCUCGAAGCACAACGACGCGUUCGUGCAGCGCCCCGAUGGGCGCAUGGGCACCCGCACGAACUGGAGCGGGGGCGUCCAGGGCGGGAUCAGCAACGGGGAGGACGUCUACUUCCGGAUCGGGUUCAAGAGCCCCGCGACGAUCUCGCAGGAGCAGGAGACGGCGCAGUACGACGGCACCCCGGGGACGCUCGCCGCGAGGGGGAGGCACGACCCGUGCGUCGUGCCCCGCGCGGUGCCCAUCGUGGAGGCGAUGGCGGCGCUGGUGAUCAUGGACCAGGUAUUGAUCCAGAAUGCGAGGAAGACGGCGAGCGCGCUCCUUCCGCCUAUCACGACGCUGCCACCGACUAUGGUUAAGAACGUCAAGCCGGCGGCGAGCGAGGAGCAGAAGCAAUGA